CGCAUUCUUUCAAAAUGGCGCCUUCCAGUGGUUCGCGAAGUUGAAAUAUCAACAUAUUUCUGUUAUAUUCGAGACAGUGGAAGAACAUUUUCUAUCCCUGCAGCUAUGAGGGUCGUUGCUUUGAUCAGGUAAUCCUACAUGCAAUAGUUUGUGGAUGUAAAUGUAAAUUGUAGUUAAAAAGGCGCCCGACUCAUGAGCUCAGUUGCUCACCCCCACAUGCGAACGCUCGCUUUCAACGAAAUUGCCUCUUACACCUAAUGCGUACGCCAGCCAAUCCCAGUUGUGCAUAGUUCUCGUUUUGUAAGCAAAUGGUUUGAUUUGGUUGACGCAUACAGGAACAGUGAAGCAUUAUCAGAGGGACGGGUUGAGGUGGGGAGGGGGGGGGGUAGGGGGUUGGGGGGUGAUUUGUGUUUCCCGCGGCGCGCGCGCGUCUUUGACCAUAUUGUCUCUUACCCUCAGACAGUGCCCCCGCCCCGCCCUUUUGUGGAGUUUUUUCGUGUUUUAAGGAGAUGGUUUGUUUUGGGUGGGCCAUAGAGGAAGAGGGGAAACUUGUCGGGGGGGGGGGUUGGGGGGGGGGGGGGGGGGGAAUCGGGUUUGGUGCUGACUUAUGACUUGAAGUAGUGAAGCUGAGGAGAAUCUCUUCCUAGUAAGUGUUUAUUGGAUCAUUAUACAUGUCUGGGUAGCUGACCACCUACCCCUCCCCUAAGCCCUCAUUUUGCCCUAAGUGAGAAGUAAGUGUUAAUGUUGGUUUAGGGGAGGGGUAGGUGGUCAGUUACCCAGAUACAUAAAAUGAUCCUGGGUAUUUCUCCAGAAAAAGCCUCCAGCCUCUCCCAGCUCCACUGUCCCUAGUGACGACAAAUUAUCAAGAAGUGACAGUAUGAACAGGUUAUUUUCUCCAUGAACGAGCUAUGGGGGAACAGAGGCUCCAGGGGAUCCAAACCUCUUAAUAUGUACCUGAUGUACCUUCCAUCCCUGCCCUGCCCUGCCCCUUUUUUCUUUAUUUAUUCCCUUUCCUUCCCCUUUUUUGAUGGCAAAAUAUUAAGUAUUUUUGUGUACUUUCCCCCUUUUUCUCCUACUUCCAACCCACUUUUGCCUGCCACCUCCUGUUCUUUCCUCUGUCUCCCACCUCCCAGACCCCUCUUGUCCCCUAUUUUCCCCAAACCCUAACCCCUAACCCAGGCUCCCACCCCCCUGUUUUUCCCCACAAGCUACAACCAGUUGCAUCAAGGCUCAAGACACUGUAACUCUGUAGACUGAAAAUGGUGUUUUUCAGACUCUGCAAUAUUUAUGUUCCUUCCCCCAAUAUCAGAGUUGUAAGGGUUGCAAGAAGAUAUCCAGAGGGAGUAAGUAGUGCUGAAGUUAGAAAAGGUGUUUUUUAUGAUGAUAAUGAUAAUAUUUUUGUUAUUCAUAGGAAACAGGAGAUUCUGGUCUUACUUACACUGGAUUUUACCCACUAUAUACUGCUGUAUACUAUUCUGAAAUUACUCUGUUUUGACUGCCCUUUUUUGUUCUGUUGUUUUAGCGGUGGAAAGGACAGUUGUUACAACAUGAUGCAGUGUGUGAAACAUGGUCAUGUAAUUGUUGCACUGGCAAAUCUCAAGCCUAGUAAUGGAGGUAGAGAUAUUUUCAUCAAUGUGAUUGGCUGUACCAUUGCAUUUUUUGAAAAAUGGAUAGAUUUAGCGAAGACAACACAACUUCAAUUAUGGAAAGGCAUGCAGAAAAGACUGAAUGCGAAUUUCAGUGCUUGAUUUGCCAUUGUGCCAUUCUUGGUCAAGCUGGUUCAGAUCUGCUUAUUCCAUUGUCACAGUCGUCACAAAGUCUUUGAUAAAUCUGCAUUAUAUGAAAAGUAGAGCCCAGUUAUCAGUCGGUUUGCUGGCCACUGGGGUUACUGUAGAUGGACUUUUCUUUUUGAAUGGUUAAGUGGCCUGUGGUCGUUAAGAAAAUAAAUAAUUAGCUGGUGCUUUUUUUAUUAGUUUUUAGUUUGCAAUAUUGGUAUUAAUGCCAUGAGAUCCUCACUCAACUCUUUCAGGUGUAUGUUGUUGCUCAAUUUUUUAUGGUUAAAAUGCUAUUUUCCUGUGUUUUGAACACAUUAGCAAACUAAGUGUCCCAUAUGGAAAAACAAAGGCAAAAAAUUGAACCAAGGCUAAAUGUGAAUCACAACACAAUCAUCCAGGAUAAGCUUUAGUCAGCCUCCUUGAAUUGUCUCAAUGCUUUAUCUCCUAAUAGUGGCCAAAAAACAUUCAAAUUUAUUUUUGUAAAAUCCUAACCAGUAAAUAGUACUGUGCAAAAGUUCUGACAAAGAGGUUUCAUUUGAAUGGUAACAUCAUAGGAUGUCUUCAACAGAUUUAAAAGUUGGAAUUUCAAUUAAUGAUCUCACCAUAACUCAGCCUUGGGCAGAAAUGGUUAAAUCAGGCCAUCUGAUAUUACACGAUGGUGCGAUUUCGCACAAUUGACCUGAAAUUGCAUCCGAUCACACAAUUUGAGGAAAAUUGCAUAAUUCGUAAAAAAAUGCUAAAUUCAAGUACAAAUUCCAACUUUAAUUAAACAUUUUCCCAAUCUUGAUGUUAUUUGAGGUGAUUUACCACUAAAGAAAGCCUUGCAAGACAUCUCAAACCAACCUUCGAUCGUGGUAUCUGUGCAGCCAUUUUGAUUUCAGAGACAAGCAUCAUGGUCAGCGGUGUAACGGCGUCAUGUAUUAUGAAACAAGUGUCCUUUUUCUUUUCUUGGUCAAUAUAAUCAGACAAUUUUAAAAUAGAUGUUUUAUUAUUCCUUACAUUCAAAUUGCCUGUUAAAAAACAUUAAAGUGGUUUUUUGCCUUUGAAACCUGGUAAAACAAUGUAAAUUAGCCCUGGAAAAAUCGCAUGAUUUAUCACAUAAUAGUCCUAUCUUAUCGCACAAUUUCCCUGAAAAUAUCGCACAAUUUCGGAUUUUUUAUCACACCCUAUCAGACGGCCUGUUAAAUACUCCUUUUUUACCUAGUUAUCCUUCCUAAGCAUCCUUCUUAAAUUUUGUGAACACACCUCUUGCAAUUUAUUCAAUGAUUUUCAUUAAUAAAAUGUCCUUUUUGAUUUUUAUGAUGACAGCUGAUGAGCUUGAUAGCUUUAUGUACCAGACAGUGGGGCACAAUGCUAUUGACCUGUAUGCACAAGCUAUGGAUCUACCCUUGUAUCGUGGCUUGAUCUAUGGAUCAUCAGUUGCUCAAGGCAAAGUGUACACUGAAACAGACCAAGAUGAGGUUGAAGACCUCUACAAACUUCUCAAGAAAAUAAAAGUAUGUCUUGCUGUAAAUCAAACUUACAAGUGCAGGAUACCUUCUUCAGGUUUCUUUCUAGUAUUAAAAUUAUGUAGCCUUUUCAUCCAAAAUAAUUAAUGAUACUGUCUGAUAGGGAUCUGCAGGACUGGCGGGAAACUAAUGUAACAUAUUCAGAGAUGGCAAAAAUUGUUAUUACUAAGGUGGACUUAAAGGUUGGUCUAGUUUAGAAAGAGUUAAAUGCAAAAGCAGAAAAUGUGUCAGCCCUUUCAGCCCUUCACUUCAUUCAACUUCUAAAUGGUGGACACAUUAGAAAUCAGAUUUUGUUUUAUUUUAUAGGAGGAUAUUGCUUUUGAUGCAGUGUCAGUUGGAGCGAUUUUGUCUGAUUACCAAAGAGUCAGAGUAGAGAAUGUGUAAGCUGUGAAUCACAUACAUGUAUUAUUAUUAUUAUAUGUACUGGUAGAUAACACAGAAGCUUUCAGCUCUCCUAAGUCUAUGCAGGAACCAAGCUCCUUCCCUAAAGAUCUUCUCUUUUAUCUGCCUUGAUAAAAUUAUUGUUUCUACAUUUUUUGUCUGAAGAGGCAAACCUCUUAAGAGGGGAAAUCUAAGGAACAGAGCUACAGCUGUAAGUGUCUGCAUUACAGAGAUGCCUGAUUGUAGAGGAAGAGAUUGUGUCGUUGAUUGUUUGGCACCUUUGCUUCAAAACAACAAGUGCAUAAUACAGAGGUGUCUUUAAAGAAUGAUUCAAUAGUUCUUGAAUAAGGGGGAGUGGGGGGUGGGGGGGGUGGGGGCAUAAACUAAGGUCCUCAUUACCUCCUCAUCUAAUGCUACAUUCUUCCCCUGAUUCACAUGCAUCUACAAGGCAUAUUAAUUCAAGGCAUAAAACCAAACCAAACUCAUUAUUUUGAGAGGUGAAACUUGAUACAUAUAGUUCCAAGUUGUCAUGGUAAACCUGUGGCCCUCUAACAACCAACUGGAGACAAUUUUCAGAUCAAAUUGGCAUUUGGACAUUUGUUGGUUUUUAAGGAGAGGGGAAAAACGAGUACCCAGAGCAAAACCACUCAUAGAAAGAACCAGCAACCAACUACCGGUGUAUAUAUACUUUGUAUGACAUCAAUGAUGCGACUUGAACUACAGCCACAUUGGCUUCAGGCAAGUGUUCUCACCUCUGUGCAAUCCUUGCUUCCCCAUACUUGCCUUAAGGUGAACAGGAAGACAUCUAGUAUAAUUAUUAUCAAAGGGUGUGUGGGGAUUUAGAUUGCAUAUCAUUGGUGUGGUAUAGUCAGAACAACAAGGUAUAAGUUCAAACAUUUUUUGUGUGAUUUCUUUCAGCUGUUCCAGGUUAGGACUGUCUUCAUUAGCUUACCUUUGGAGACGUGACCAACAAGAGCUGCUCAGUGAAAUGAUCUCUUCAGGAAUUGAAGCUGUUUUGGUCAAAGUUGCUGCAAUGGGUAUAUAAAGUCACUUUUUGUUAAUUUUAUUUUGAUACAAAUAAAAACUUCCCAAUUUAUUAUUAAUUUUAUUUGGCAUUAUUCUUUUGUAUCGGGUCUUAAGCAUAAGUUGGUGGAAAAAGCUUACUUCUUAAAAUAUGACUAGGACUUUUUUGCUCCAAUAAGACAGGUUUUAACAAACAUUAAAUUUUUUAAGACUGGUGUUAAUACAUGUAAAACCUGGACUACAGGAAAGUCAAGAAAUUACACAAACAAAAUACACAGAGCACCAAAGAUAAAGAUUAUUUUAUUUUGUUUUUAAAAGUCAAAAAGAGGUUAAGGGGUUUUUUAUUGUGGAAACUACGCUUAGCUUAUCCAACUAGUUUACAGGCACUCCACUCUAAAAACCACAUCUGGUAGGAGGCAACCAGGGCUGAGUUGCUUAAAGCUGGGUUAAGGUAACCCAGGGUUAGUGCGAAAUUUGAAUUCAGAUUAAAAAGCAAAUUCAGCCAUUUAGUUCUUUGUUUCUAUGUAAUAUGAUGAUUCGAUGAUCUUAGAAGAAUAGAGAAAAUUAUCCGAGAAAAUGCUUUCCAAUAUAAGAAAAAGAAACCCGGAUUAAAAGUUAACCUCAGGUUCGUGCUAAUCGGCCUUCGAACAACUGGGCCCUGUUGGCUAUCUACAAGCAAGGCCGAGGAUUUGAACUUGGGAUGACAGAGAAAAAUCCAGCUAGUGGUCAGAGUGGGACUCAAACCCAGGACUGCUUGAUUGCGAGUUUAAAGAUUAAUGCCCUGGCUACUCAGUCAUGCUGUCCCCAAACCAAUCACUGUUUGUGUUAAUACAAGUUAUUGAUUUCAAUUAUUAAGAUCUUAUCUUCUGGAAAAUGUUUUUAUUGAUAAAGAAGUACACCAUUAUGAAAAAAUAAUAUUGUCGUUGUGAUUUCUGUUUUCUUUUGAAGAUCUUAAUCCACACAAGCAUUUAGGCCUGUCCAUAUCAGAAGUAUAUCCUCUCAUGUGUAAACUGGUAAGAUACUGACAACUUACAUGAGUGAUGGAGUUGUUUUUAUUGAUUUGUCUUAUGAACUGUUGGUUGCAAUGUUUCAACUGUGUGCUGUUGGUCUUCAACAGGCAAUGCUGUCCAUUAACUGUGUGUAAGGCCAUGUCAGCGAGCGUAAAAUUUUGAUGAGCAACAUGGCCAUUGGACAGCUGAAAUUGCAAUAAAUAACACAAAAAUGUGUUGAAACUAUGAAAAACUACUACACUGUAUACUCUCUUUUUUUUUCUGUUUUCUUGUGAAACACACAAAGAAUAUAUAAUUCACCAGAGCAAAAUCUGACAUAGUUAAUGAUUUACUGUUUCAUUUAUUUUAGACUUGGAUAGCAGUUAUCCAAUCCCAUACAUUUGCACUUGCUGUAGCUCAGUUUUCUGUUGUGUUUUGAUACAAUUGAACCUCCCGGUGUGACCACCUCCCAUAAGCAACAACCUAUCCAAAACACACAGUUUUGCCAAACCAAGCCUUGCCAUUUAGAACCUCUCAUAAAUGACCCCAGCUCUCUUAAGCAACCGCGACCACAUCUCAGUUGACAGUUUUUCGAUUUUCCAUUGUUUUGACCUCCUAAAUGCAACCAUUUGCAUUUACUGUAUGUACAACCCAGCUCAGAGUUUUUGAGGUACAUUCAGUGACAACAUGGCCCAGCCCAUAUUAUACCAAAGGAAUUGUUUGCAAUAAAUUCUCUUUCCUGUUUGUAGUCUACAUCCUGUGCCUGUGGUAUGACUCUUGUACUAAGCACUAAAACAACAAUCUACGCAUUUUGGGUGGUUGUUAGUACAGGCAGUUCAACUAAAGUUAUGAUUAUUUCAUGUCUUUUAGAACUGCAAGUAUGGCUCAAAUGUCUGUGGUGAAGGAGGAGAAUAUGAAACCUUUACAUUAGACUGUCCAUUGUUCAAGAAGAGAAUAAUCAUGUAUGUGUAACCAAUACCUCAGGUAGUUAUUUAAGUGGUAGCAAGAUCGUUGUUAAUAUGUAUCUUAUUAUCAUAGUUCUUUGUUUACAUAACUUUUGAGUCUGUUGAUGAAAUCCUAAAGUGUGACCAUUCAAAUGAAAGCUACUGAGCAGUACUUUCCUGUGGUACUGUUUAUUAUUCUGUACAAGGUGGUUCUAACUUUUGAGCCUGUGAAUGAAAUCGUUAAGUGUGACCUUUCAAAUGAAAGCUACUGAGCAGUACUUUCCUGAGACACAGUGCAAUAUACUGUUUAAGCUGGUUCUAACUAUGGAGUUUUUGGAUAAAAUCCUUGUGUGUAAUUAUUUAAAAACUGCUUUAUGCAAUGAUUUUUUUGCAGAGAUGAAAGUGAAGUUGUCAUUCAUUCCGAUGAUGCAUUUGCUCCUGUUGGUUUUCUUCAAUUCAAGAAGAUGCAUUUGGAGGACAAAGAACAGGUGUCUAACCUAUUUCAGAUAUUUUCCAAAAGUAGCCUUUCCUUAAAAAAUCUUUGUAGGUUGAAGAUGUUGUUGUGUUAUUAGGGAGUGUAAGCAGCAAUGAUGAUGACCAGUGUUCAAUGUAGAAAUUAGUCAAAGUGGGUCAUAUGUCCAACAUGACAUUUUAAAUGACAAAAUAACCUAUAUAGCUAGUCAGUGAUGAAAUACAGAAAAAUCGCGACAGAAACCAUUGAUACUACAGUGUAUAAUCUAUUUUUUUUUUAAUUUUGGGAAAAAAUGGGCCAAAUUCCAACUAAAGGGCAGAAAAGCUCAAUAUUCAAUAUUACUUGGGAGAUUUGGUGACCGGCACAGUAGAUCAGGAAGUUAAUACAGUAUCUGGAAGAGUUGGUACAUUAUGCAUUUGUUUAGGGGAGGUGGGUGGGGGAAGGCUGGCUUUUUUUUGUUAAGGAAGAUGAUGUGUCUAAACUAAAUAAUAAUUUUGUCACCAGCAGCGCUAGUAAUAUUGGUUUAAAGCAACGGAAGUCACUGGGCAUUGCUAAAGUACAGUCUUUGAGUUUUGUAAAAUAGUUCUAUAAUUAUUUUUUAUCUUUUCUAGGUCAGCUCAGCAUUUCUUCAAGACAACAGAUGUUUGGAUGAUUUUGGCAAGUUAGAAAUAGAGGUAGAUUUUGAGUAGAAAAAGUAAAAUGUGUCAGUAAGCAUGUUCAUAUUAUUAUUGUACGUAAAAAGAGCACAUAUUUAUAUGUUGUACAAUGUAGUUUAUUUUUUAUUUCAGUUAAUUUUUUGAUUUUUUUUUAAUUUCUGGUUAAUUUUUCAAGGGACUUGAAUGCCUGCAUCCUUAAAACUGACUUUGCAAACUUGCGGUUUCUUGAGGUUUGAGAAAGACAAAGCAUGUCAAUCAAUCUUAAUUAUAUUGCAUGGGAAAAUAGCCUUAAGUUAACCUGAAAUAAAAACUAAUCAGUUCUGUGUAAAGCUUUAUUUUACUUGAGGUAUUUAAAAUUUACUUGUCUUGAAUUAUUUCUUAGCUUAUUUAGGCUCUGGUGUAAAACACUACCAUUGACAUUCAGUUUACAGCUGUUGGAGGGGUGGGGGUCAAAAAGGCAAGACAUAGUUGUAAAGAUAAACUAACAUUUUUUUCUUUAAUAAGACAGGUAAUUUAAAUGGUGCUGAGAUUCCUAGAGCUCUCAGAAAAGGACUGAAGGUAAAGAUCCCUGUACAAUCUCAAAGACACGAGAAAGGUAAGGGAAAUUUGUUCCUCUUACUCUAAAAUUUAGUCAUAGAAACAUUGGAUCAAUUAAGUUUUUUGGGCAACUACUACCUACUCCUCCCCUAAGCCAACAUUUUGCCCCAAGUGAGAAGUAAGUGUUAAUGUUGGGUUAGGGGAGGGGUAGGUGGGUAGUUUCCCAGAAACCGAAACUGCUCCAAAACAUGUACAGAAUUAUUCCAUCUUUGAGUCUGUGGAUAAAAUUUUAUAGUGUAACCACUGAGCACUACUGAGCAAUGAAUUUUUGGUUCUAUUGUGUUAAGAAUUGUAUUAACAAAGUAAUAAUUUUAUUAUUGUGUUACUCUAGAAAAUAUCCAUAUUUCCCUGUUGAGGAUUUUUUGCUUUCCCCCACCCCAUUCCUGGAAAUUCCAGUUUUAAUUUGUACCUCUGUUGAAAAAUUUGGGACUUUAAGAACCACAUGUCUGGAUUUUUCUCACUGCUAGAUCUUAUAAUUAUAAAGAAUCUGUUUUUUAUAUCUAUGGAGAAAAUCAUAUGGUGUUAUCAUUCAAAUGAAACCUCUAUGCAAACCUUGUGCAUGCUACCAUUUACUUUUAGUGACUUUUUUGUUUUUUUUUUUUGCUACUACUGGAAGUGAAAGUGAGUAAGUUUUUUCUUUGACUCUCAGUUGUUAAAUCUGUUUACUCGACAGGUCAGAUGUCUUACAGUAAGUGUGGUGAUUAUAUUUGGGUUACUGGCAUUUAUGGGCAUUGCACUGUCGAAGGGAAAACACUAUCUAUUGAAGAUAUUACAAAAUCAGUCCUGCAGAGUUUGUCUGGUAAGUAGCUCAGUGAGUAGUGUGUACAUGUAGGUGUCUUUCAACAGUUUCCAGCAGUUGUCUGCAGUACUACUUUCAUGGAUCCCUUUUUCUAACUCUUUUGUAGUUGGUGGUGCUACAGUAAUCAUGCCAAUUUAACAGUAAAAAAAAUUAAGGGUGUUUUCAAAAGGUUAUACUGUUGCUAUGGUAAUUACAUCACUGAUUAUGAUAUAAUUUGGUGUACAUAAUGGGCCCCACUUUUCAACUUUUCUUCUUUCUAUAUGACAAGUGUUUUGGGGGUUGAAAUAAUAUGCAUGAUAUAAUUAUCUUUUUCUUGCCCUCUUAUAUUUUUAUUCAGCCUUUUGCCUAAGUGCAACCCCCUUGUUAAGCAGAAUGAACCAUAAUUAUUUUUAGUGCAAAAUUAUAAUAAUUAUUAUUAAAGUUAGUGACUUGAUUAGUACAUUCUAAAAUAAUUAUUAUUCAAACUCGGAGGGAACCACAAGAAACUUUGUGUCAAUUUCGAUUUCCAUAGAGACACUAAGUAAUUUGAAAGCAAGCUUGAAGGAUGGAUUAAUAAUUCAUGUGUUUGUGAAGAAUAUGGAUGACUUUGCUCGAGUGAACUCAGUGUACAGAACCUUUAUAACAGUUAACCCUCCUGCAAGGCAAGUCACAGCAUAGAAAACGUUUAUCUGCAUUUAAAAGUAUUCUUAAUGAUAGAAAUAGAAAACAGCCAAGAUUUCCUGAUCCCUUUCAGGUUUCCUUGUGAAAUGGCAUCUGAGGAACAAUCACAGAAAUUCCACGCAUGGCCACUACCCAAAACUGCUUCCAACUGGUUGAAGCAAAUUUGUGUUUUCCCAUGUGGCACAACCAAUCAGAGGCACUACGGAGAUCUGGGUAGUGACACACCAUCAGUAUGGAAUUUCCCCUCUGUUUUUCUCGGAUAUCAUUUUGCAGGGAAAUCAGUGGGGGUGUCUUGAAAUGUCAGCUGUCACUGCUGCAAAUAUCCGUGUAAUACAUACAUGUAAGGUGUGAGUGGGAGAUCUGUAUGGGCAUUUACAUUUGCAAGCCAAAGGUUACACUGAGCCAUUGUAAAGGCCCACACAGAUGGGAUGCAAAAUAUUAUUGAUUUGUUAUAACUUGAAUGUAUAAUUACUGAAUCAAUGGCCAAAAGUUUGGCCAGGGCUGAACUUCAGACAUUGGGAAUACCAAAUCCCCCUAAUACAAUAUUAUGGUUGCAGGUUUCUGAUAUAAUAUUUCAACAUAUAUUUUUCUUACACUUGACUUUUUGUUUCAAGAAAACUAUUUAAUUAUACAGUAAAACCCCUCUGGUACAGACGCUGAGGGGAGCAUAGAAAGUGUCCGUAUGAGAGGGGUUGUCCGUAUAAAGUGGGUUGAAUUUAGAGAAAAUGUAAGGGCUUUCUUUCCCCAAGGACAAAGCAAACUGUCUGUAAUAGUAAGGUGCUCAUAUUAACCCUUUAAGCCCUAACAUACAGGUACAAAUUCUCCAAAGUGAUCUACAUAUGCUUCCUUUAAGAAUUAGUUGAGAGAAUUUAAUGAAAGAUCAAGGCAUUUUCUCUUUAGUGAUCAUUUCAUUAAUUCUCCUAACCUUAUCUCUUGAAAUGUAUGGAUAAUGUUAGGAGAAAAUUGAUGUUGGUCACUAUUGGGACUUAAAGGGUUAAGUAGGUGUCGGUAAAGCAGGGUUUGACCGUACUUCAUUUGCUUUACAGGGCAUGUAUCCAGUUAAACCUACCUGACGACAUCGUCAUGCAGGUUGAUUGUCUUGUUUAUAGCCCUAGCAACAGGGAGGCUUCAUCACGAGAGGCUAUGCAUGUUCAGAGCAUUUCUCACUGGGCUCCUGCAAAUAUUGGCCCUUACAGCCAAGCAACUAAGGUAAUAAGAAGGUGUGUUGUAUGUGUAGAGCUUUAGGUCUUUUAGGGAUCUGUAGCUUAAUUGGGAUUGUGAAAGGUUUGAACCCAGAAGUGAUAAGUGGGUGGAGCAUGAUCAUCGGGGCGAUCGUAGUCCUGAAUAGGACUUUUGUUGACAGUGACUGACGUUUCGACAACCUGUGCGAUUGAAGUCUGCACAAGCCUGAAUUUUAUAGCUGCAAUGAUCUUCUUUACAUUAAACUCUUUUUGCCAUUGAUUUCUGUAAUAAUUAUUUGACAAUUAUUCCUCAAGCCCUCAUGGACUCUGAGUCAAUAGCCCAUGAGGCUGAAGGCCGAAUGGGCUAUUGACUCAGAGGCCAUGAGGGCGAGAGGAAUAAUAAUAUUUUUUUAGUAAAAUCCUACUAUAGUUGGUGAAAUAUAUCGAGAAUAAAAAAAAUUUAGCUAGUUAAAGCUACACUUUAAUCCGUUUUUGCCACCAAAAAGCCCGCACUUUUUGCUACUAGUGGGCUAUAACAUAUAGCCUAGUAGUAGCUCAACCAAUCAGAAUGCAGCAUUGAUAAUAGACCACUAGUUGGAUUUUAUUAAUGAUUAUUAACUGGGGUUAUACAGAGCAAUAAUGUCAUGUUUGAUUUGUAUUUUAGAUUAAAGACACCUUGUUUGUCUCUGGUUCUAUUGGCUUGCUGCCCACAACUAUGACAAUAGUGUCAGGUGGAAUAUCAAAAGAGGCACCUCUGUCUUUGCAACAUGUUGGAAGAGUUAUAUCUGCCAUGUCUCCUGGGGAAUCCCUAAGAAGUAUCAUUCAUGGAUUUUGUUUUUUGACAUCAGCUGCAUAUGUGUCCAUUGCUAAAAAUGUUUGGUGUCAAGCAUCAAAAGUAAAGGUACUUUUAUUUUAGGGCCAAAAUCGGCUUUGAAGCCCAUAUGGCUGCAACUCUGGGUCUGGGUUAACCGUAAACAGGACAUAAAAAUAAUAAUAUAAUAGGCUUUUUGGUAACUUUUUGCAUUCAGGCAACUUAACUCAGAAUCCUGGAAUGGGAGAGGAGGGCACUCAGGUAUAAUAGUGAUGUGGACCCUGCAUGUUCAACUGCAUUCUAGACUAGAAAAUAACAUUAUUCCUUUCCUAUGCCACUGAUCAAACCAUACCCUAUCCUUGAAAAUAUUACCGUUCACAGCGGCACAUACUAAUAUAGCCCAUAUAUGGCAUUGCCCACAGGGAUUGUGACAUUUCAACCACUUACAUGUACUGUUGUUCAAUCUGAUCUUCAUCGUCUAAAUCAUCAUGUCAGUUGGCUGUGUACAACUAUAUGUUAACAGAACCAAACGAGUACUUGCAUUCCAGCUUGUUGGGAUCAUUGUACGUUUCUGGGAAACUGCUCACCUACCCCUCCCCUAAGCCAACUUUAACACUUACUUCUCACUUAGGGCAAAAUGUUUGCUUAGGAUAGGGGUUCCAGGGUCAGUUGUAUGCUUAUCUUAGUUUGCUUUAUAAUCACCGGAUAACUUGCCCGAGCACUUGCCCAUUGGGCAAGUGAGCAUGAAAAGUUUCUUGCCGUUAAGAAAUUCUACUUGUUCUAGACUACUGGACAGGCUUUUUUUUUGGAGCCCUGUGUGGUUAUUGGUAAUGGGUGCAAAUUGAUCCUCACUCAUGUCUAAAUGUAUUAACUGAGUUUGUUUGUAUAGACCACAGAGAAUGGGGAACAAGAUUUGGAGUCCCACGAGGGACUAAUAUCGUACAUCAUUGUCCCUGCUCUACCAAAAGGAGCCCUGGUGGAAUGGCAUGUUGUGGCACAAGAGAACCAUAUCCAACAUACAUGUAUGUUUUUGAAGUGCUAAGUGCAGAAAUAAUAGUAAUAACAAUGAUGAUGAUGAUGAUGAUGAUGAUGAUGAUGAUGUUGAUGAUGGUGGUGAUGAUGAUGAUGAUGAUGAUGAUGAUGAUAAUUAUAAUAAUAAUCUGUUACCAAAGUAUCCAGUUCAUAGAAGAAAUGUGUGAAGUUUGUCAUCUCUGGGACCCAAGAAGCCUGUAUAUAUAUGUUAAACAGGUGAAAUUUGAUUUCAGGUAAAAUUUGAUUUAACCUAGGUUGAUUCUCAAUUUCCUUUGUCUCCUAGCCCUAAGAGACAAAGGAAAUUGAGAAUCAACCUGUUAAAACAAUUUAACCUGAAAUCAAAUUUGACCUGCAACAUACACAUGACUACCGUGAUCAGUAGCAAUAAUGUUCAAAAUUGAAUAGAUGACAUUCUGACAGUUGCUUUUCUUUAACAUAGAUAAUUUCACAUGCACAUCAAGGGAGAUUUUCAGUGCUGGUGUACACAGUUUUGCUGUUGAGGGAAAUUGUAACAACAGCCUAGUUGUUAACCUUGAAGUUGGUAUGUUUGAUGUACACAUUCCAUUUCUAUUGUGUCAGAGAGGAAUGUUGCUUUGUCGUAACUUGCACAAUUCUUUUGCAGGACAGAGAGUUUGUAUUUUUUAGGUUUGCAGGUUUGAAUAAAGUCCUGUGACUUGACUCAGCCCUUACGCACGUAAUGAGAAUUAUUCAUCAUCAGUGGUACAUGAAAUUAAACUCAGAACUAGAGGAUCACAAAACAGACAUUUUUUCUCAAUAGCAGAGCGUAACCUGCAAAGAAGUGGCUGUACUUUCAGUAAGAGUGAUGAUACUAUUCUUGGGACUAAUUCUCUCCCACCAUGUGUGACGUUGAAACUAACAGGGAGUUGGGGCGAGUAUAAAAAUGAUUUCAAGGGAGAGGAUGAGGGUUUCAGAUAACAGAGGGGGAGGGGAGGGGAGGGUCAGGAAAGGAAAAAAUAUGCCUACACACAGCCAUUGUUUGUUUGGCAAACCCUACUCUGAUAGACAGAGGCUCUGACUGAUGCACUUUCAGAUUCCACUGUUCAAUGUCUGUCUCUUCCCUGCCCCUUCUCCCUUGCCCACCCCCUCACCCCUUAGUUUUAUAUUUGUUGUAAAGAUGGGCACCGCCAUCACCACUCAGUCCUGUGUACAUUUUCAUUUUUGUGUAGGAUUGUAAUCAUAAUUUUCAACAGGAACAAACAUGAAAAACUGAAUAUUUAUCAUGAAGUUUUUUUUUACUGGUUUUAAAGUCUUAAUUGUGAGAAUAGAGGUCAGACUUGCUUCCAUUAGCUUAAUGACAUGUUUCCUAGUGGUGUGAGGGCACAAAUCACAACCCCACCCCUCCUCCCCACUGUUGCCCAUGCCUGUACUCACAGUGUCCUUUAUGCACUUUACAGAAAGUGAUUCAAGUGAAUGCAACUUGGAGGAAGUUAUGGAGACACUUAUGAGCGAGUUACAAUGUUGCACCUCACAACACAGCAUGGACAUUACUGAUGUGAUAUACAUGAGGAUAUUUUAUGUCAAAGAUGUCCUGGACCAUUGGAGGGCACAGGACUUCAUACACAUGUGCCUUGAGAAGGUAACAACUUGCCCGCCCGCUGUUUCUCUUACACCUGUGGAUGGUCUUGAAAAGGAGAACACUUUUAUGCUUGUUUCUUGUCUUCUUCAAAGAACAGAGGAGGGAAUCCAAGAGUGA
Messenger RNA from Porites evermanni, 14542 nucleotides. The record is from the annotation of a GenBank genome assembly. Lineage: Eukaryota; Metazoa; Cnidaria; Anthozoa; Scleractinia; Poritidae.